Messenger RNA from Linnemannia hyalina, 2589 nucleotides. The record is from the annotation of a GenBank genome assembly. Lineage: Eukaryota; Fungi; Mortierellomycota; Mortierellomycetes; Mortierellales; Mortierellaceae.
AUGCAGCAGCAGCACACCCACAAUGGCCUGAGGCGCGACUCCUUCUCCCCGCCACCCGCAUCCGAUACAUCCUUCUCCUCCGUUGUCGUCGAUAUCGAUGCCAUCGAACUCGAAAAAGAAAACAUUCAGCCAUUGCGACAGGGUCGCAGUGCCCAAACACUCGCCCGCCUCUUCACAACACAACACGACGACCGCGCACAGCAGCAGGCAGUCAUGCAUGGUCGCUUUCAGGCAGAACUCGCACAUAUCGAUGACCUGGACGAUCCUAUGGACGUCUAUUCGCGCUACGUCAAGUGGAUGAUCGAAAACUACCCACAAAGUGCAGGACAGGGCAACGACUCUCAACUGUCCCCGGUUCUCGAGCGUGCCCUCACAGAUUUCAAGGACGACGAACGCUACAGGAACGACCCACGCUUCGUCAAGCUGCUCAUCAUCUACUCGGAGAAAAUCUCCAACACCAUCGAACUCUUCAACUAUAUGGAGGCCAACGGGAUUGGGAGCGAGAUUGCCAUGUACUACGAGGAAUUUGCGGAUUUUUUAGAAUCGAGAGAGGAGUUUGAUCGGGCACGAGAAGUGUUCGUCACAGGGAUCAACAGGAGGGCGAGACCACUGGGCCGGCUCAAGAAACAGUACGAAGACUUUGAGCGGAGAGCACAGGUGUACAAGGAUGAACUGGAAUUGGAGGCUGUAGCGUCCGCGCGAUCAACGUCCGUGCCACCUCAACAACACCCACAGGACCAUUCAGCAGCGUCCAGCUCUGGUGGAGAAAGCCAACGACGAGUGUUAGGCGUCAAGGUCUCUGGAACGCAAUCUAUUCAUCCAAACGCCAGCGCCCAAGGACAUGUGUCUCUUGGCCAGGAACGGUCUACUUCUACAACAAACUCAGGAACUCGCAGCACUGGAUCAUCUGGUCCAUCAAGACCUAACGCCAAGCUACAGGUGUACACUGACCAACCUGCCCAGUCAUCUGUGUCGACUAAACUAAAAGCGACGUCAAAAAGCUUUACAUCACAAGCCAGCACACCGUGGAGGGACUUUGGGGCAGAGCAGGUUCGGCGGAAGGAAAACACAAGGGAGGUUACAAGCUGGAAAGGGGCAACUUUGUCCAGCGAAGACACUGUUCCUCGACGGCUCCUUCCUAAACUUGAUGUCUAUCGAGACCCUGAAGAAGCAUUGCCCCCUCCAACAGAGACAGCACCACCCUCGACCAGGACCAGUUCCUUCAGUGACGAAAACAAACCACCCUCACCCUUGGCGCCACCGCCGGCCAAACAUAUACCCAUCAUCACGACUGUUCUGGACGACGCGCAAUCCCACUCCUCACACACGCAUCCCACGUCAAAUACACAACAGGCCGAGACACAUGAUCGCGGCAGUGGCGGACAAAAGUUUCCUGUCACUAUCAACGCCAAUGGGAGAGCUGAGCGUCUAAUGAUCGACCUUACCGACAUUUAUGUCAACGAUGAGGAGUUCUCCAUCGAGGAGAUCAGGGCAAGGCGUUAUCGUUAUUCCUGGCGGCAUACAAAUAAUCUCAGUGUCAGCAGCAACAGCAAGCAGUCGCCAUCUGCAUCACCGCCUCUGCCAGCGCCGCCGCCAGCGGGUUCUUCAGCAAAGCACUACCGAGAUGACCCAGUAUCAGAACCGGCAUCCGACAUGCGUCCACAGAAAAAGGCACAACCAGACAAGGAGCAGGAUCCUCUGUCAACUCCUUACAGGACACAGGCGCCCUCGCUAUCUGUCAAAGAACUUCUUCCUCAGAGUCCCAGCGAUGAAGAGCGUCAUUUUUUCGGAUCUAGGAGGCGUCUGACGGCUUCACCAACCAUGAACACCAAGUACGCCUCUGAAGAGAUGAACAAGAUUUUCAGCGACCGCUCACGGACAAGGAGAAGUAUCGAUUCGCAGUGGAGUGCAGAAGAUACUCAAGAUGUCGGUCGGAACGAGCUCGACAACUUCACAAUGGCAUACUCAAUACCAAACCUGCCACCCCUAUCUCUACCGCCAUUCUCCCGGUACCUUGACAGUGAGAUUGUCAACGAGUUUGAGGACGACGAUGAUCAGGCAGUUCGGACAGAAGGAUUCGCCACGAGGUUGGAAAAUGGAUAUUCGUCGACCAUCACCCAGGAUAUCGCGGCACUGAAGCGGCGGCGCGCAGAGGAGAUGGCUCUCGGAGACAAUACUCGGUCAAGUCAAGGAAAUCGGUUAUCAUUUCGUGAAGGGAACAGGCUCUCCUCAAGAUUCGAUCCCUUCAAGACACAGGAAUCUGACAUCACCAUUGCCAUUCGUCAACGAACACAGCAACUACAACAAAAACAAGACGAAAGCGCGGAAGGAAACGACAACGCCCGAGGAACGUUUGGCUACUUGCGGUCGAGCUUGGGACGCUCCAGCAUCGGAUCUUUGUCGUCGACUCAGAGACGUUAUGGAAGCGAGGGAGGAGGUCAAAGAUCGAUUGAGCGCACAGGUCAGGACGAAAUGGAGAGCCCCUUCAUCUUCAAGGACGGCGGCACGGGUUUGGAUGUGGGGAUGACUGUCCCUAUGCUAGAGGAUGAAGCUCCUCCUGAAUUCAUAAACGAUCUGCCAUAUACUUAA